Linum tenue is the source of this 890-nucleotide messenger RNA. Lineage: Eukaryota; Viridiplantae; Streptophyta; Magnoliopsida; Malpighiales; Linaceae. The record is from the annotation of a GenBank genome assembly.
CUUCAUUUUCCCACUUCUACUUUCAUUUUCUCAGCUCCCAAACAGCUUUAAUUUCUUCCCCCCACAUGGAGAAGUUCCAGAUGCUGUUCCCUUCCUCCUCUUCUUCUUCCUCAGCCCAUCAUCAGUACUACGAUGAUCAUCAUCAUCACAAUAGUAUCAACUUCUUAUCAUCAUCGUCGUCACCACCAUCAUCCUCAUCAAUGAAUGACGGUCCAUCGAUGAUGAUGAUGGGGUCGAGCGCAGCAGAUCAUGAUUACCAUCAUCAACAUCAGAUCAGUACUAAUAACGAUGAUCAUGAUGAGGAGCAGGUUGUUACUGUAGCAUAUCAAGGAGGAGGAGGAGGAGUCGAAGGAGGGAAGAAGAAGGGAGAGAAGAAGUUGAAGAAGCCUAGAUAUGCUUUCCAGACGAGGAGCCAGGUUGAUAUCCUUGACGAUGGCUAUCGAUGGAGAAAGUAUGGCCAAAAAGCUGUCAAGAACAACAAGUUCCCAAGGAGCUAUUACAGGUGCACGUACCAAGGCUGCAAUGUGAAGAAACAAGUUCAAAGGUUGACCAAAGAUGAAGGAGUAGUGGUCACAACUUAUGAAGGCGCUCACACCCACCCUAUUGAGAGGCCUAGUGAUAACUUUGAGCACAUCUUGAACCAGAUGCAAAUCUACACUCCCUUUUAAUUGAUGAUUAUUAUUAUUAUCAAUACACUCUUUUUUUAUAAUUAAUCACUCAAUAGACAUAUGUUCUUUAAAUCAUUAUAUAAACAUAAUAUUUAUUAGUUAUACUUACAACUAGCUUUUGUUUUCAUUUUUACCAAUUAAUUAUUAUGUAAUUUGAUACCAUGUACUUAUUUUUUUAUGUAUCAGCCUAUCAUCCCAAUGGGUAAAUUAUUAAGUAUAUGG